GCUUGUUAUCUCAAUGUAGGCAAAGAGGUCAAAGAUUUAGAAUCUGAAACAGCAAUGUGGGGGAUGGCGCACAUCGAUGAGUGGAAACCGGUGAUCGCAAUGCUAGUCUUUGACCUCAUCUCUGCUGCGACAACAGCCUUGAUCAAGAAGGCGCUCGAGGAGGGGCUCGACCGUCUAGUACUCAUCACACUGCGACAACUGGUGGCCACAGUCUUCCUUGCUCCGAUUGCCUACUUCAAAGAACGGAGCACAAGGCCUAAGCUCACGCUGGAGAUCCUCGUGUACCUCUUUUUCAGUGCAGCGUUUGGCGCCGCGCUCUCUCAGUACACCUUCUUCUACGGGUUGCAGUACACGACCGCAACAUUCGCUAUAACUUUCACCAACAUGGCUCCUGUGCUCACUUUCCUCAUUGCAGUCGUGCUAAGGGUUGAGUCACUGAACAUGAAGAGCAAUGCAGGAGUCGCAAAGAUAGUCGGAACGCUCAUGUCGUUCGCCGGUGUCAUGCUCCUUACACUCUACAAGGGUGUGGCCUUGACACACCAGGCUGAGCCCUCAGUGAGCCCAGGUCACCAUGCUGCAGCAGCAGAGUCGGGCAAGAAGAGCUGGACCCUGGGCACUGUAGCAUUACUGGCAAACUGCCUGUGCUUCUCCUUCUGGCUUCUGCUGCAGUCCAGGCUCACCAAGAAGUACCCGGCGCUGUACUCCAGCACUGCUUACAUGUUCUUGAUCAGCUCACUGCAAGGCGGGGGCCUGACGGCGGCAAUACAAAGGCGAGCUUCAGUGUGGGUUCUGACAAGGCCGAUGGAGAUUGUCACAGUCUUAUAUACAGGAAUUUUGGGGUCUGGAGUGGGCUACGUACUGAUGACAUGGUGCGUCGAGAAGAGAGGGCCGGUGUUUACUUCAGCCUUCAUUCCUGUCAUUCAGAUCAUGGUUGCCAUGAUUGAUUUCUUCUUUCUCCAUGAGAACAUCUACCUUGGAAGUGUGCUGGGAUCCAUGCUGAUGAUUCUGGGCCUCUAUAUUCUGCUGUGGGGAAAGAAGAGGGAUGCUUCGGUAGCAUCUGCCAAAGAAGAGGAUGAAGAGGACAAGGAGAUGCAAGUCAAAUCAUGAGGACCAAAAUAAACAAUGCUUGGAUUGUGAAACAUGAUGUACUUUCCUGCUUACUCUCCUACUCCUAGAUGGAAAUACUAAGAGGGAUGUAUAAUUAAUGCUACUGCUAGUAUUUGUUUUUUUAUUUUAAUUUCUUUCUUUCUUUUCUUUUUUUAUUCCAAACUAUUAUUUCUGAUCUAGCAUGUGUUUUUUUCCUGUGAAACGUGAUAUUUGACCCUAA
Molecule: messenger RNA, 1327 nt
Organism: Phragmites australis (common reed)
Lineage: Eukaryota; Viridiplantae; Streptophyta; Magnoliopsida; Poales; Poaceae
Product: WAT1-related protein At3g30340-like
Exons: 6
Coding region: 55-1107 (350 amino acids)
Cellular component (GO): plasma membrane
Molecular function (GO): transmembrane transporter activity
Source: RefSeq, a predicted model, not a curated record